AUGUUUCCUAUUUGUUUUUUAUCGUAUUCUGUCGGACUCCGAUAUCUAUCUAUCUAUCUAUCUAUCUAUCUAUCUAUCUAUCUAUCUAUCUAUCUAUCUAUCUAUCUAUCUAUCAUUAAAUUAGAAAUGUAUCGUUCUAAAAAUGGAAUACAGAAUGCUCCUUCAGAUAUGUUGGACCAGGGAAUACAGAAUGGUCCCUCAGAUAUGUUGGACCAGGGAAUACAGAAUGGUCCCUCAGAUAUGUUGGACCAGGGAAUACAGAAUGGUCCCUCAGAUAUGUUGGACCAGGGAAUACAGAAUGGUCCCUCAGAUAUGUUGGACCAGGGAAUACAGAAUGGUUCCUCAGAUAUGUUGGACCAGGGAAUACUGAAUGGUCCCUCAGAUAUGUUGGACCAGGGAAUACAGAAUGGUCCCUCAGAUAUGUUGGACCAGGGAAUACAGAAUGGUCCCUCAGAUAUGUUGGACCAGGGAAUACAGAAUGGUCCCUCAGAUAUGUUGGACCAGGGAAUACAGAAUGGUCCCUCAGAUAUGUUGGACCAGGGAAUACAGAAUGGUCCCUCAGAUAUGUUGGACCAGGGAAUACAGAAUGGUCCCUCAGAUAUGUUCUUGUUUAUUUCUUUUUACAUUUCUCUCUUUAUCUCAUUCUUUCUUUCUUUCUUUCAUUCUUUCUUUCUUUCUUUCUUUCUUUCUUUCUUGCUAGGUUUGUGUCUUUCUUUCUACGUUUCUCUCUUUCUUUAUAUAUUUUUUCUUUCUUGCUCGGUUUCUUUCUUUCUACGUUUUUCUCUUUAUCUCAUUCUUUCUUUCUUUCUUUCUUUCUUUCUUUCUUUCUUUCUUUCUUUCUUUCUUUUUUCUUUCUAA
Messenger RNA from Acanthosepion pharaonis, 858 nucleotides. The record is from the annotation of a GenBank genome assembly. NCBI's taxonomy places the organism in Eukaryota, Metazoa, Mollusca, Cephalopoda, Sepiida, Sepiidae.